Messenger RNA from Gigantopelta aegis, 916 nucleotides. RefSeq names its product 3-oxoacyl-[acyl-carrier-protein] reductase FabG-like. The transcript has 9 exons. Lineage: Eukaryota; Metazoa; Mollusca; Gastropoda; Neomphalida; Peltospiridae. The record is from RefSeq and is a predicted model, not a curated record. Gene Ontology annotation, molecular function: oxidoreductase activity. Bases 54 to 848 code for a protein of 264 amino acids.
ACACACACACCCACACACACGCACACACCUAAAAAAAAAAGUGUGUCAUAGAAAUGGCGACGGGACAUACAAGUUUAGGUCGCUUGGAUGGCAAGAUAGCGCUUGUUACAGGAGCAAGUUCUGGGAUCGGUGCAGGAACUGCCAUAUUGUUUGCUAAACUCGGUGCCAGACUUGCAAUCACUGGCAGAAAUGUAGACAAUCUCAGAAAAACUGCCUUGGAAUGCCAGCGUCACGGACAAGAAAAGCCGCUGGAGGUGGUUGCUGAUCUUGUGAAAGAGGACAAUGUUAAGAGAGUUGUUGAGGAGACUCUCAAGCAUUUUGGAAAGCUGGACAUAUUGGUGAACAGUGCCGGCAUUGUUGCAGUGGGAGGUAUAGAGACGACAUCGCUACAGCAGUACGACAACGUGAUGGACAUCAACACCAGAUCCAUGUAUCACGUUACUAUGCUGUGUGUUCCACAUCUGAUCGAGACUAAGGGCAGCAUCGUCAACGUGUCCAGUGUCAAUGGCAUACGAUCUUUUUCAAAUGUACUGGCCUACUGCAUGUCUAAGAGUGCUGUCGACCAGAUGACUCGAUGCACGGCUUUAGACCUGGCUGGAAAACAAGUGCGGGUAAAUUCAGUCAAUCCUGGUGUCAUAGUAACGGAGAUCCACAAACGUGGGGGGAUGAAUGAAGAACAAUACCAACAGUUUCUUGAACGAACUAAAACAACGCAUGCUCUUGGAAGGCCAGGUCAGGUGGACGAGGUUGCCAAGAUGAUUGCAUUUCUAGCCUCAGACGAUGCGUCCUUCAUUACGGGAGUCUCAAUACCUAUUGACGGGGGCAGACACGCGAUGUGUCCGCGAUAAAACAUUUACAGUUAUAAAAAUAAACAUCUGUAACAUGAGUCGGACAGCAAUAAAGAUCUUACAGUGAA